Molecule: messenger RNA, 746 nt
Organism: Oncorhynchus nerka (sockeye salmon)
Lineage: Eukaryota; Metazoa; Chordata; Actinopteri; Salmoniformes; Salmonidae
Product: acetyl-coenzyme A synthetase, cytoplasmic-like
Exons: 5
Coding region: 11-580 (189 amino acids)
Biological process (GO): acetyl-CoA biosynthetic process
Molecular function (GO): acetyl-CoA synthetase activity
Source: RefSeq, a predicted model, not a curated record
CCGGUCUGGGAUGUUGUUGCAGGUGUUCCGUCGGCCCUGGCCUGGUAUCAUGCGCACCGUGUACGGAAACCAGGAGCGGUUUGAGAGCACCUACUUCAAGAAGUUCCCAGGUUUCUAUGUGACCGGGGAUGGCUGCAGGAGGGAUAAAGAUGGAUACUACUGGAUCGCAGGCAGGAUAGAUGACAUGAUCAACGUAUCAGGUCACCUGUUGAGUACAGCGGAGGUAGAGGCAUCUCUAACAGACCACGGAGCGGUGGCCGAGGCUGCAGUGGUCAGCAGACCCCACGCGGUCAAGGGGGAGUGUCUCUACUGUUUCGUUACUCUGAAGGACUGCAGAGAGUUCAACCGCACUCUGGUGGACGAACUCAAGAGACAAGUGAGGGAGAAGAUUGGUCCGAUCGCAACCCCAGACUUCAUCCAGAACGCUCCUGGACUUCCUAAAACACGAUCUGGUAAGAUCAUGAGGCGGGUCCUGAGGCAGAUCGCCCGGAACGAGAAGGAUCUAGGUGACCUUUCAACUAUGGCUGACCCCAAGGUCGUGGAGGUCCUGUUCAACCACCGCUGUGAAACGGCCUCUUGAGGGGGCUGCAUGUCAACACACUACAGUAGCUUCCUCUCCUCGACACCUCAUCUCCUCUCCUCGUCUCCUCAUUUCCUCUCCAUCAUCAACACCGAUCUGAAAACUAUGGAAGCUCAUUCCUGCCACCAACUCUUUAAAAAAAAAAAAAAGAAGUUUUAAAAAAUAA